Molecule: messenger RNA, 3201 nt
Organism: Symbiodinium sp. CCMP2456
Lineage: Eukaryota; Dinophyceae; Suessiales; Symbiodiniaceae
Source: the annotation of a GenBank genome assembly
AUGCAUGUGCGAGCAUCGGGCGGCGUGGUUCUUUAUUCGGUUGCUAUGAUAGCGUACCUGCCUGCAGCUGGUGUAUCAUCAGCACAGGUCGAUGCUAUGAUUCAGCGAGAGAUAAACCGUAGACAGAAGAAGAACGAAUUGCCGGUCGAUUGCACUGAAAACGUCCAUGUCGGCGACAAUGCAGGCGGUCGGACAACAAUACUGGUCCCGAUAGCCCAGCCUUCUGUGUCUGAGUCCCAGGAGAGCAACAAAGAUGCUUGGCGAAGCACACGGAUCGGCUGGAAGACGUGCCAAGGAUCAUUGGAUACAUGCCACCGCAGUUUCCUUAUCAAGAAAAUCGAAGAUCUACAAGAAAACCUCAAGAACACAAAAGCAGAGCUGGCUGUAGCCAGACGGACAGUACACAAAACCGUCAAACGCCAGAAGAAGCUGGAAGUCCAGUUGCAGCAUGACACGAAGGAAACGAAUGAGGCAAUCCUCACCAUACAAAAGCACCAGAAGAAGGGGCAUGAUGAUGGGGAUGAAGGGCGAUCAGGAAGAUUCACGACUCGUGGUUUUAUCGCUCUCGGCAUUCGCAAGGCACUGGCCCAUACAUCGGCAGUUGCAUUUCCACUUGCUGCACUGGUUGAUGUGUCGCGACAAACUGUGACGCGAGCGGAGAACGCCACUUGGUCUAUGUUGGUUGCACGGACUGGGUCGCUCCAUGCUCAGAUGCGUCAAAAGAUGCGACAGUUGGCUAGUGUCAUGGCAGACAUGCGUGCGAAGCAUGACAAUAACAUGCAUGCCGGCAGUAGAGAUGGGCAGCCUGUGGCUGCUUGUUCGGUGUUGGUGCAGGCGUCGUGCGGUCAGGCUGACACACAAGUGGACGGAAGCCAUGAACAGCCUUUGCUGGAGACGCAACCAGCUCUGGAAUUUGGAGGAGAAGCAAAUUGUUCCGAAGAGUUUUUGCUGACUGGUCCACCUGAUUUCAUUGUGCGUGUGUUCUUGGCCACGUUUGCAACGCGAUCGUACAAUGAGAAAAUAAACCAGCAAGGCCAGCCAGAGGCACAGGCAGCCAUCGCAGACUGCGACGACGAGCUGGGCAUGGAGGAAGCGCAAGAGUACCGUCAACGUGUGUCCAAAUGGGUGAGGGGAAGCCUUGAGUGCAUGCAGGAUCCAAUGUUCUGGUUUUUCGUUUGGGCUGCCAACAAGUCUCGUGAGCCCGUGAGACACCUCUUUAACAUCUUGUCAUCAUACUCCAAGCAGAUGUCUGCUAGAGUUCGCUCACCGGAUUCAUGUCCAUGCCAAACAUCAGAACUUCCGAUAGUUGACUUCGUCACCACCAGAUUGGACCAGAUCGAUGAGGAGUUCCUUCGUUUGAGACAAGAGGUACCGGCAUGGACUCGUGCGACUUGGGACAAACUCCGACAAAUGAUUUGCUGGAAUGCAGAGACCGCUGUCGAUCUCAAAGACUUGGAAAUCAUGGCAACCAAGCUGGUGCUGUUGAACCACGAACUCCAGGUGGCUGCAGUCAGCGGCUGCAUGUUGUCGGACGGGCGGUUGAGGGCAUGUCUGCUUAUGGCUGCCAGUUUAAUCAGGCUUGACAUUCAAGAGUUGGAAGGCUUGAAUUCAAUGAUUAAGUUGGCGGUGGCACGCUCCAAGAACAACCGCUUGACACUACAGCUUCUCACAUCGAGGGUGUGCACCAGGAAGAUAGUGUCUCUGUACACUGCCGGUGCUAUCAAAUACAAGGCGAUCAUUCCUGCAGCAGCAGCACUUGCGAAAUCAGCCUUCUUGUAUCAUGGAGCACAUCGCGAACUCCUGGAGGACACCGAACGAUGGCAGUCAUGUAGCGAAGCCAAAAUGGUGGGCGGUGACCCCCAUGUGUACGAUCCUGCCAUUGCUCACACACCUGAGCAGAUCUGGGCAGCUAAGUACAACAAGAUGUUCAUGCGACAAGUUCGAGCUCAUGAGAAGGAUUCCAGGUUGUCAAGGGAUACUGUUUUCGCUUUGUUGCUUCCGCCUGCUCAGCAGCACUUGCCACCGGAUGUGUGGGUAGUGAUAUGCGUGACACGAUCCCAAGCCAUGAUGCUGAAAGCAUUUCGCUCACGCGACGGCACAUUCAGCUUGGAUGGCAAGGAACAUAAGUUCGUGUUUUCGACAUCUCUGAUUGCAUCCUUAAGCGAACGAGUUGCAGACGCCGCCAAAUCCAGAGCAGACACACGCAGCCGGCUGAAUCUUCACUCGCAGGUGCUACAAGCGCUUGAAACAGAAUCUUCGCACGCAGCCACGGUGUCCUUCCAGUUGCAGGGUGAGCCGAAGCAGGUCGCAGAGCUUCGGGCACGCUAUCAGCGCAAGACAGCAGAGGAGUCAGAACAGCCUUUGGCUGUAGAAGAUAGCGACAUCCAGUAUGAAGAGCUGGACGACGGUGACGGUGACGAUAAUGAAGAUUAUGAAGACGAUUUGCCAGCCGGUGAUGCAUCACCAGAAGCAGACAACGAGGCCUUGAUGCGUGCUUUACAUGGAUGGGAUGAUGGCGACAGUGGCGAUGACAAAUGUGACGAAGGUGGUGGAACUGAUUGUUGCAGCGACGGUGACAUUGACGAUGAUCAAGAUGACGUUGCAGAAUUGGACGACUUAAACAUCAAACUUCUAGCAGCAGCCACAAGUCAGCAAUCGGAAGCUGAAGCAGCGCAGUUGAAUGCAAAGGUCGAGCAUGUGGCAGGGGCCUCGGUGACUUCAUGCACAUUGUCUCCAGUUGAUGCAGAGACAGAAGCAGUUCUUCAGGAGUUUUUGCUAAGUGCCCAUCAUAUGCACGAACACCCAGCAGCUCAACCUAGCAGCAAUCCAAGUGCUUCGUCCUCUGACUCAGCACCAGUCUCGGCUGGUCCGAAGCAGCGGCUGGGAACAGCUUCUUCUGCCUUUUCAAAGCAGUCAGCGGCACGCUUCUGUGAGUCAUGGAAACUUGCGUCAGAAGACUCGGUUGCUGCGUUGACACAUCGGCAUAAGAAUUCCUCCAGAUCUCUUGGUGACAACCGCCACUUGGAUGCAAUGACGCACUGCCAAGUCCGAGAAAUUUGCAAGAAGUUUGUUUCUUCAUCUUCGCCUCAACUACUUCAACUACUGUCUACCAUAGAGUCACAGAUCGCCGCACAGCAGCUGUUGUUAGUCGUUGCUCUGGCUUUGUUGCUGUGUUGUCUCGCAGUUCCGCACUUGACUUGA